GUCACAUCUGAAAACCCACUCUGCGUUUGGCAAAGAGGUGGCACAAGAGAAAACAGAGCAGAGUAAAGAAAACACCUACUGGCCUUUGUUGGGUCUUAAACAACAACUAAAAACACGCAGGGAAUAGACGAAAAGCAGUGACCAAGAGGAAGAAUACUGUCCUAAGGCGUUUGGACAGGCCAGUGCGUUUUGGAUAACUUUUACGCACGGACUGGAGUUUCUUUGUGAUAAACUAUGUGGAUUAUUCAGACGUGAACCAUUGUGAUCUGACAAAUCUGUUUAAGUUUAAUUUUACCUACGAUCACUACAGGCUAAAGACUCACCGGUGAGAGGGAUUUCUCAACCGAAUCAUCGGUGUCACGUCUCUCUUCUGCCCGUAAUAGAAACACGGAUCGCUUCACACUUUGCGCAAAGAGAUACUUGUGCCACCCAAACGCGUGUCGAACCUACGGACACAUUUUAAUGCUUCAAGGACAAAUAACCUGUGGAUAGCGUGGUUGUUUCAUAAAAUGCUGCUUCUCUCUUACUUUUUGCUGCUGGUGUUUCCAGCGGCUCUUUUUGCAGCGGCUCAGAGCGCAGGAGAUCUGCACGGCUUCAGCCUCCCCCACACCUCCUUCGACCCAACAGACCCCUGCAUGGUGGUGACUCCCCCAUGUAUGAGCGAGGCGGACCGCUACAGUCUGGAGGCUCUGAGAAACAUCCACCAGAUGAUGGACGAUGACCAGGACGGAGGCAUCGAGGUGGAGGAGAGUGUGGAGUUCAUAAUUGAGGACAUGAAACAGCAGCAGACCAACAAACAUAGCAACCUGCACAGAGAAGACCAGCACAUCACCGUGGAGGAGCUGUGGAGAGGCUGGAAGUCGUCCCAAGUUCAUAAUUGGACUCAAGAAGAAGUGCUCCGCUGGCUGAAAGACUUUGUGGAGCUGCCGCAGUAUGAGAAGAACUUUAAAGAGUUUAAAGUCACUGGAAAUACACUACCAAGGAUUGCAGCAAAUGAGCCGUCGUUCUUGAGUGGGCAGCUCAAAGUCCAGGACCAGAGGGACAAGCAGAAGCUCAACAUUAAAGCGCUGGAUGUGGUGCUGUUUGGACCACCAACACGGCCUCACAACUACAUGAAAGACCUGCUGCUUAUUGUGUCCGUGGUGAUGGGAAUAGGAGGUUGCUGGUUCGCCCAAGCCCAGAACAAAGCCAGCAAGGUCCACAUUGCCAAGAUGAUGAAGGAUCUGGAGAGUCUUCAGAGCGCCGAGCAGAGCCUCAUGGAGCUGCAGGAACAACUGGAGCGUGCCCAGGAGGAGAAACGCAGUGUGGCAGAGGAGAAGCAGAGCCUGGAGGAGAAGAUGAGGGAUGAGAUCAUGGGGGCACAGGAGGAGGCCCACCGCCUCCAUGAGCUCAGACAAGGAGCUGUCAACGAACUCAGCCGCCUCAGAUAUGCUGAGGAAGAACUGGAGCAGGUGCGAGAGGUCCUGAAGCAGGCUGAGAAGGACAUGCAGGCCAGCUGGACGGCCUCUGAGGCUCUGCAGCAGUGGCUGCAGCUCACACAUGAAGUGGAGGUCCAGUACUACAACGUCAAGAAGCACAGUGCCGAGCUCCAGCUCGCAACAGCCAAAGAAGAAGCAGAAAGAAUUAAAAAGAAAAGAAGCUCUUUGCUGGGGACUCUUCAUGUGGCGCACAGUUCAUCUCUGGAUCAAGUUGACCAUAAAAUCCUUGAGGCAAAAAAUGCUUUAUCUGAAGUUACGGCCUGCUUACGGGAGCGCCUUCAUCGCUGGCAGCAGAUUGAGCGAUUGUGUGGGUUUCCAAUCAUGAGGAAUCCAGGCCUGGCAAACCUGACUGCUCAACUUUACUCCGACCCAGCAACGUUUGGUCUGCCACGAGUUCCUCAGUCUGGAUGCUUGUACCACAGUGCAGCUCAUGGAUCUAUGGAGGAUCUUUUAGAGGAGACUCCUAUGAUACAGCAGAUGCCAGUGCAACCCAUGAAGUGCUCUCCCCAAACUCGUCCCUCUCGAGUGUCCCGGACGCGCCGUUCUGGUGUUGUCACACAACCUUCAGUGUCUAUGAUCUCUCCAGACCCUGACCUCCUCAUUCCUAUACGUGCCCCUUACCCGUGCUUUGAGGAGGAUGAAGUACUCCUGCGCAAAACCCUGAUAAAGCAAGAUUCCCAGGAAAAGUUUGCUGACCAGAGUUUCAUGGCAUCACCUUCAGUUGGCAAAAUGUAUCAAGGUGAAAUGCCCCUUCGAAAACAUUACCCAGAUGAAGCAGAGAUGCCAGCAGAUGUGUCUCUGUCCAAAGUCAGAGAUCCGGAUGAACCAAUCGAGUCUCCAGUUCACAAAGUUUCUAUUGAGGAACUAGAGACGAUUGUGGAUUCAGUCAGCAGAAGGAUGAUCCAGGACAAAGAUCUAGAUUCAGCUUUUGAGAGCCAGUCCUUGAGGGCAUCUAGAGAAGAACAUCCACUGAAGAUGUUUCAGGAUAUGGGUGAAAGUGCUGUGGAUGCUGCAGUCAAAAAAACCCUUCCUAGUGAGUUUGAUUCUGAUUUUGCCUGUAGAAGAACAGAGCGAGAUACACUAGGAGAUUUGUCAGACUCUGUGUCAAGAGAAAGAAGUGAGUAUCCACGAGAUGUUAGGAAGAUUAUUUGGUCUGAAGUGGAAGCUUCUGACUUGGGUCCACGGAAGCUAACCAGAGGUAUGAUGGGAACGACGAUUGACAGUGUCCCGAGAAAGCAGUUUCGAGAUGACGCAGAGUAUUCCUAUGAAUCAUUGCCCAAAAGAAUUGGCAGAGACGCAAUGGGGAUGUCUUUUGACGCUGGUUCAAGGAAAAUCUCAUGGACUAAGGCAGAUUUAGAUGUUAAGAAAGUUGGCUUUGAGAUGCAUCGUAACCCGGCUCGAAGGGUGUCCAGAGAGGAGCUUGAGUAUCCGUCUGAUAUUGGAUCUAUUCGAAUGAUCCCAGUGGAUACCUGUUUUACAGCAGAGCGACAGGAGUUUGCCUAUGAGCCAAUCAGUCGAAGAAUAGUCAGGGAGGACUCCGACAUGUCUGCCGCCUCUCUAAGGAGAAGGAUCCCAAGGAUGGUUGACAGUUCCAUGGACACGGCCACUGGUAAAAUCAUGGCUGACAGAGUUGAUGAAAUCCCUGAGCAUUUGCUAAUGAGGGAAGAUUUGGGAGAGACAAGCACAUUCUCUGGGAGAAUCAGUCAGCCUGAUAUAACAGCAACGUCCCAGGCUCCAUGGAAGUCGUCUGCUGAUAUUUUCAGUGCUGGUCCACUGAGCCAGCUGGUCUACGAUGGGAUUUUAGAGAAGUCCUGCCAUUCUGUGGGCACCACUGCGACCGGCCUGUCCGCCUCCACUCCCAACCUGCAGCAGACUUUUGUCUCUGGGAACGAGUCCACAGCCCUCCUGACCUCACAGGCUUUACAUCCACCGACUGAAGUGGUCCAAGAGGUAACAGAAGAUAAGAACAGGGACAAAGACAAGGGCAAGAAGUCUUUAAAGCUCAAAAAUCUCUUUAAAAAGAAACGCGAGUCUAGUCCAGAAAAGUCUCAGAGUGGUCUGCAUAAGCUCUGACCUUUGGCCACUGUGGUGUUAGUGUUUGGAGAAAAAUACCAUGUUUACUAUGUUCACUGUAGUUUUGUACAUUGGGUCUUUAUUUAAUUAUUAAUUAAUUUAAUAUUUACUUGAUUAUUGUCUUAGACAAACAUGUGGGUUUACCACAUUUUACUUAAUACAUGUGCUCCUGAGCUUCAGAUGCUUGUGAGCCUUUUACAUCAGUGGAGCUGUGUUAGAUUCUUUACUGAAGUCGACACUCGGCUGCUUCUGGACAGAACAACACAACAUAUUUUAAAUAACAGUAACUCCCUAAUCUGAUCUUUUAAUACAAAUAUAACUUUUGAAACACAGCAGUUUGUUAUUAUGUUGUGUGAUAAAUUCACUAAUGAAGCAUCUUAACUUAUUGGUUUUAUUUAAAGCUGUUUUAGUUUAGAAUAUGUAGUUUUAUAUUUGUACUGAAAAGGAAAUUAAUUAGAUUAGAGUUUAAGAAUAUUUAUAUUUUAUUUAUGCUUAUACAAUUCUAUUUGUAAAAAUGGAUGAAGCAGUUGUAUAGAUGAGUGUCAGAGUUCACUGUAACACACUGUUUUUGUUAUAAAAAAAAAUGUGUAAAGGCUACCUCUUUAUUUUAUUGAUUUUAUGUGGCCUAUACUCACAGAAUCUGCUCAAAUGUUUCCCCUUAUAGUCGCGUUAAAUGUAUUUGUUGAGCUUUGUGCAUAGACUGUACAUAUACACUGUGUACAUAUACAGUAUAUAUAGAGUCUGUGUAUAUAUACUGCAUAUAUACAGUCUAUGUAUACAUAUACAGUAUAUAUAGAGUCUAUGUAUAUAUACUGUAUAUAUACUGCAUAUAUACAGUCUAUGUAUACAUAUACAGUAUAUAUAGAGUCUAUGUAUAUAUACUGUAUAUAUAAGUCUAUGUAUACAUAUACAGUAUAUAUAGAGUCUAUGUAUAUAUACUGCAUAUAUACAGUCUAUGUAUACAUAUACAGUAUAUAUAGAGUCUAUGUAUAUAUACUGUAUAUAUACUGCAUAUAUAAGUCUAUGUUUUGGUGCAUUUGUUUGUUUACAUUCAUUCAUGUUGACUCUGAAAAGAAAACAAUAGUAUCAUCCUAAUCCUAAAUUAUAUUUGUUUUAUCCAUCGUUGUUAUUUCACUGCAUUCAAAAUUGCCCACAUUGGAAAGAAACGUAUCACUACUUUAAUACUACUUUACACUUCAUACUUCUGCAUUUAGGCUUUACUUAAAUCAGGAAAGUUACAUUUUUGGUCCAGUGUAAAGAGAAUCACCUGUCCUCUGUUCUAUAUACUUCUACUAAGUUUACACAUUUGGUAGUUCUUAACUUGUUUUUGAAUAUAUUUUCUUGAUUGAUGAAAAGUCUUUGGACACUGUGAGAUCCUGUGGUAAAUGUAUGAAUGAUGCCAUCUGCUGGACAUGUUUAUUAAAGCAGCAGCAUCGCUGUAGUUUGUACAAUCAAUAAAGAAAUUUCACUGAUGUAAAAAA
Messenger RNA from Periophthalmus magnuspinnatus, 5032 nucleotides. RefSeq names its product stromal interaction molecule 2. The record is from RefSeq and is a predicted model, not a curated record. Lineage: Eukaryota; Metazoa; Chordata; Actinopteri; Gobiiformes; Gobiidae. Gene Ontology annotation, cellular component: plasma membrane; endoplasmic reticulum. The coding region runs from base 510 to 3551 and encodes 1013 amino acids. Gene Ontology annotation, biological process: store-operated calcium entry; intracellular calcium ion homeostasis; activation of store-operated calcium channel activity. The transcript has 12 exons. Gene Ontology annotation, molecular function: protein binding; calcium channel regulator activity; calcium ion binding.